CAGAGAAGAAUGGCUCCUGAAAAUGACUCUUUUGUGAAUGAAUUUAUUCUGAUGGGAUUGACAGACAAGCCUGAUAUCCAAAUACCACUGUUCUUCCUGUUUCUAGCAAUGUACAUGGUAACUGUGCUAGGAAAUUUGGGUUUGAUAGCUCUCAUUGGGCUGACUUCACAUCUUCACACUCCCAUGUACUUUUUUCUCUUCAACUUGUCCUUCAUUGAUCUCUGGUAUUCUUCUGUGUUCACACCCAAAAUGUUGAUGAACUUCAUGUCAAAAAGGAACGUUAUCUCUUACAGAGGGUGUAUGGCCCAGCUGUACUUUUUCAGUUUCUUCAUCAUUGCUGAAUGUUAUACGUUGACCUCGAUGGCCUACGAUCGCUAUGUGGCCAUCUGUAGUCCACUUCUGUAUAACACUGUUAUGUCGCCUAAAGUGUGUUGCAGCCUAAUGCUUGGCUCAUACCUGAUGGCAUUUGCUGGUGCUCUGGCCCACACAGGAUGCAUGCUAAGAGUGACUUUCUGUGACGCAAACACCAUCAACCACUAUUUCUGUGACAUUUUCCCUUUGCUUGAGCUCUCAUGCUCCAGCACCUAUGUCAUUGAACUAGAGGUUUACAUUGUGGUGGGGAUCAACAUCAUUGUGCCCAGCACAACCAUCUUCAUCUCUUAUGGCUUCAUCCUCUCUAAUAUCCUUCAACUAAGGUCCACUGAGGGCAGGUCCAAAGCCUUUAGCACCUGCAGCUCCCACAUAAUUGCAGUUUCUCUGUUCUUUGGAUCAGGUGCUUUUAUGUAUCUCAAACCAUCCUCUGCGGUGUCUAUGGAUGAGGGAAAAAUCUCUUCUGUUUUCUAUACUAUUGUUGUUCCUAUGAUGAACCCCUUAAUUUACAGUUUAAGGAACAAAGAUGUUAAAGUUGCCCUGAGAAAAUGUUUGAGCAAGAGAAAAUUUUGA
Molecule: messenger RNA, 942 nt
Organism: Octodon degus (degu)
Lineage: Eukaryota; Metazoa; Chordata; Mammalia; Rodentia; Octodontidae
Product: olfactory receptor 145-like
Exons: 1
Coding region: 10-942 (310 amino acids)
Biological process (GO): G protein-coupled receptor signaling pathway; sensory perception of smell
Cellular component (GO): membrane
Molecular function (GO): odorant binding; olfactory receptor activity; G protein-coupled receptor activity
Source: RefSeq, a predicted model, not a curated record